This is a messenger RNA of Coniosporium apollinis CBS 100218, 2859 nucleotides long. RefSeq lists its product as uncharacterized. Bases 1 to 2859 code for a protein of 952 amino acids. The record is from RefSeq and is a predicted model, not a curated record. The transcript has a single exon. Lineage: Eukaryota; Fungi; Ascomycota; Dothideomycetes.
AUGUCGGAUGAUGGAGCGAGGCCAAAGAAGAAGAAGGGUGCAAGGGUGAGCUUCGACGAGGACACGGUUGGCUUUGACAGAGGUGACGAUUCACCAACAUCUUCUCGAGGGGGAGGCAUGGAGUCUUCUCGGUGGAGCGGCACAACAGCUGCUGCAAACGAACAGGACUACGGCUUGAAGCCAAUGCCAGCUCUACCUUCUUUUGGAAGCAUCCGCAGCCAGAGGAGGCAAGAAGAACCGGAGAUUAUCGAGAAGGUCACCGAAACAGCACCAUCAUCCAUGUCAACCUCCAUAUCCACACUGGCUGAGCCCAUGGGACCUUCAAGUGACCAUGCAGUGGGUGGAAUCUUUGCUAGGGACUACGCCACGAAGCAAACUACAGAGUCGAAGCGCAGAAGCGCCGAGCCAGCGAAUGCUGUAUCGGUUAAUCCAGCUCCAGCGACGACUUCCAGCUCAAGCUCUACAUUCGACUCGGACCAAAGCCGUGACAACACUGGAAGUAAGCCAAGUCCGCAAGUUGAGCCUCAACGAUCUUCUAGUGUUUCAUCGCAUACCCUGGCAUUCGCUGCUAGUAUUGUCGGUGAAGCUGAGUCGAACCCCUCGCAUGACGAUGGUAUACCAUCAAUCUCCCUUGAACCUCCUACGCCCAAGGCCGAAGAGUACGACGAAGCGCCGGACUAUGUCAUGCCUGGAGGAUGGGACGAGGAUGCAUUUCACCGAGCCAGAACCGGGCCUGUGGAGACGCAGCAAUGGAUUGCUGAGCCUACUGCUGAGCCUAAGUCAUCAACAGAAACCGCUGCAGAACCGGUGGCGGUCGAGGCAGCGCCAGUUGCCGUCACAGAUGUACCGCCAAUUGCACGUCCGCAACGGGGGAGACAACUGACUGCUGUCACUGAAGAAGCAUCAUCCGACGACGACGAUAGCAUCUAUAGUGACGCGGAGGAGAAUCUCGACGAAGAUGACAGAGGGUUCAGUUCCUUGAAUGCCAUUGCGAAUAGCCCUAUCGGUCCAUCAUCGCCGCGAAUGGCAGUUGCUACUCCACCUGACAGCCCGGUAGUAGCCGCGCCACCUCAGCAAGGAAGGCUAUCAAAUUGGCUGCCAAGUCAGAGCGUCGAGUCGUCACCUUCCGAUACUGCUGAAGAUUGGAAUCAAAGUAGGGCAUACUGGAGCAGCCUGAAUGAGCAAAGAAAGCAGCAGCUUGAGCAUGAGGCUCUGGCGGCUAGCAGUCCGUCGGUACAGCCAGCCCUCAGCGAGCCAGCUCCCAGCGAGCCAACUCAAGCUUUACCAGCGUCGAAGCCGAAGAAGAGGAUAAAUGCUGUACCGCAGCAAGCCCCUCCGACACCGUUGGCUGCUUCCAAAGCAAGCGCGCCACGAUCCCAACAGCCAUCUCAGCCAAAAGCACCAGCUAUGAGGCAGAGCCUGCGUGCGCCUUUCGAGCCCACCGCAGCAGAACAGCCGGCAACCCACAUGCGGAAAUCUAUGAGGGGCGAUGACGCUGCACGGACAAUGAGAGGAGGUAAUACGAUGCGCACGUCCAUGAGAAGCGUAGAGCCGGAGAGUGCAAGACCCGCUAGUCCGCCAGCACAAGCCCCGGCCGCAAGAGGAGCGCUACAAAAGAAGAAUAUCCCUUCUGCGCCUACCAUGAGAAGCAUUCCGCCACCACAGACUGCUACAGCGGCCAAGAACAGAGCGUCCGCCAUGCCUGCACUCGGCCGGAAGAUGUCUGAUGACUCGGUUGCCUCGGCCAGCAGCUUCAGGAAACAACGUCGGCGUACAUCUGACACUGGCGGUGCAGGCGGGUAUACCAUGAAGCGGAGUAUGAGGGGCUCCUCUCAGCCAGCGCCGAUAGAGCAGCGACCAGUAUCACCAACGCCGCCCCCUACAAAAUCGUCGAGAUUCAGUAUCCGAUCUCUGUCGCCUACCGGGUCUUUUAUGCGUAGACCGAUGACUGGCAGUGCAAUCCGAGCUUCGCUUGACACCGGCGCUCCUACACUUCGCCCGCAAUCCGCAAAGCCAGAGAAGGCUUCAAAGAUCUCCGGCUUCGGCAAGUCUUCGAAACCAAAGGCACCCGCGCCGAAGGCUGCUUCGCGCUACGAGUCUCGCUUCGGCGACUCCAGCGACGACGAAGACGCCCGCCCUACAUUCCGCAGCCGCUUCGCUGACUCGGACGAUGAGGACGACGCCCCUGUCCCGACCGGCCUGACACCAGUCCGAGGCAUUCCACGACGAGCCGGGGACGAAGACCGCGAUUCCACCGACCUCUCCGACGAAGAGAGCGACAGCGGGCGCCGCCCCAAGCAGCACCCUCCAGUCCCCACAUCCGCCGACGUCAGCCAGGCUGCAUCGGCAAGGCCCAUGACCAACGGCAACCCCCAAGGCGCCGCGCUCGCUUCCGGUACCCUGCGAGACUCGAGCAAACCGACCGCCGAGCUGCCCAACGGCUUCCCCGGCACCAAGCCCAAACCCAAACGCGGCUUCUUCGGCAUGGGCAAGAAGAAGCCUGCGUCCGAGCCCCUGGGCCGCCCCAUCACGCCCAUCGACGCUAAGCAAAUGGCCGAUAACGCGAUGGCGCAGUCGCCGUCGGGUGCAGCGUCCCCGCGGAGUCCGCGCCUCCAUCGCAGAAACACCCCGACGAUGCAGCGCAUGGAGAGCGAUACGUGGCCGCUGCCUGCGCCGCCGGCGAUUGGCGGGGAGGAGAGGCCGGCGACGGCGGAUGGGGCGCCCGUGGUCGUGAAGCCGCAGAGGCCGGAGAUUGGGGCCAGGAGGAGCACGUACGAUGAGAAGGGGAACGUGUUGGGGCGGAGUGGGAAGAAGAAGAAGUUUCAGUUCUUGAGGAAGGCAUUUCGGCUGGAUGAUUGA